CACGGCACUGUUAGUUCAUUACAAAUCACCGAAGUCAACAGCUAAAAGUGCUAGAUAUUUCACCAAGAACAAUUUUAACAAAGUUUUUAUCGUGUGUCUUAACAAAAAAACAGUGAAAAUGCCUCUAGUUCCAAUUUUGUUCCGCGACUGGAUGGAUGACUGCUGGGACAGUCCGCUUCGCACUUCACGUGGUAUCACCGCAGAUGAUGUAUUAACGGCCCUAGCCACGGCAGCUGUAGCACAAUCAGCCGCACAAAAUCAACGGCGAAACCACUAUAGGAGAACGUGGCGCAAUUCCGGCCAAAUCGCACGUCAGGAUUCCGGUUCUACGGUCAACGUUGCAGACGACAAACUCCAAAUAAAUCUGGAUGUUCAGCAGUUUGCACCGGAAGAGAUUUCGGUUAAGGCUACAGACAACAGCAUUAUCGUCGAAGGAAAACAUGAGGAGAAACAAGACGAACAUGGAUACAUUUCAAGGCAUUUCGUUCGGCGUUACAUGCUUCCGGAAGGACACGAUGCCAACCAGGUUGUUUCGUCGCUUUCAUCGGAUGGCAUACUGACGGUAUCUGCUCCGAAGAAGGCAUUGCCGGAACCAGAAGGCCCUAGAACAAUUCAAAUAGUUCAAACUGGGCAACCGGUGAAAAGACUGACUGAGAAAUCAGAAGGACAAGUGAACGGUAAUGCAGAAGAAGGUACUAAAUGAAUUGUCGAUUAAAACUGGAGAAUUGUUUUAAGUUUAAUAUAUGUUAUGCGAUUCGUUA
This is a messenger RNA of Aedes aegypti (yellow fever mosquito), 761 nucleotides long. Its product is annotated as protein lethal(2)essential for life. Gene Ontology annotation, molecular function: protein folding chaperone. The coding region runs from base 119 to 703 and encodes 194 amino acids. The record is from RefSeq and is a predicted model, not a curated record. Lineage: Eukaryota; Metazoa; Arthropoda; Insecta; Diptera; Culicidae. Gene Ontology annotation, biological process: response to heat; protein refolding. The transcript has a single exon.